AUGAAUUCAAUUAAAAAAGGUGACAAACAGGAUUACUACGACUUCUGUAGAAAAUUUCUGUCGAUGGUCGGUCAGUGGCCUUAUCAGAGGUCUCGUGAGAGAAUACUUUGCAUGAGUGUUACAGUUACAUGGUCUAUUUCUAUUUUGGCAGUGCAGAUAGCGCAGUUCUACGCAUGCGAGACGACGCAGUGCAUAUAUCAAACUUUAUCAGCUUAUUUGAUCGUAUGUGUGGCUAUGGUGAAACUAUUCACUUGUUACUUUAAUAAUCGAAAAAUUAAAUAUCUCAUAGAACAGUUACACGCAGAUUGGAAUAUUUUCGAUAUUCAAGAGGAACGGGAGAUUAUGAGAAGGUAUACCAUGAAUGGCAGAUGGUAUUCUAUGGUAUACGCCUUGUGCAUUUACUCUAGUACGUUGACAUUCGGGAUAGCUGCACUUUUGCCGCGUAUCAUGGAUGUUAUAUCUCCUCUAAACAAAUCUCGUCCAAUAAUAUUGCCGUAUGAGGCAUAUUAUUUCGUCGACGAGGCUAAAUACUUUUACUAUAUAUUUUUCCAUCUUGAAUUCGGCGCUUUGGUAUGUCUUGCCGGACUUAUCGCGCACGAUUGCACCUUCUUAAUUUACGUCGAACACGUCUGUGGCCUUUUCGCCAUUGUGGGAUUUAGGUUUGAACAUCUUUUAUACAAACACAAUAUUACGGACAAGAGUCUGAGCAAUCCCUCAAAUGAGAUAUAUGUCGAAAAAAUUGCGUUUACCAUUCAACUUCACCAAAGAGCUCUGCACUUUGCCACUCUUAUCGAGAAAACUUUCUCUCAAUUCUUGGCCAUACAAAUCAUAAUAACUGUGAUUGUCAUGAGCAGUAGUUUGAUGCAACUCUCGAUAGCACUGCAGGAUGAUACGAUAGCAGUGAUAAAAUACUGUUUAUACAUAGUAGUUCAGUUAUUGCAUUUACUAGCUUUCAGUUACCAGGGACAAAAAUUGAUAAAUCAUAGUCUUGAAACACACGCAAAAAUCUAUAAUGGCUCAUGGUACAACAUACCGGUGAAGUCGCAAAAACUGCUGUUGUUUGCUAUGAAGAAGAGCACGGAAACUAUUUCCUUGUCAGCCGGAAAAAUAUACAUAUUUUGUCUAGAAAACUUUACUGUGGUCAUGAAAGCAUCAGUUUCCUACUUUACGAUAUGUCAUCGCAAACAAUAUGAAAGGGUAGUUAUUACAAUAUAUGCUUAUACUGCUUAG
Messenger RNA from Odontomachus brunneus, 1230 nucleotides. RefSeq names its product odorant receptor 63a-like. Gene Ontology annotation, biological process: sensory perception of smell; detection of chemical stimulus involved in sensory perception of smell. Gene Ontology annotation, molecular function: olfactory receptor activity; odorant binding. Gene Ontology annotation, cellular component: plasma membrane. The transcript is spliced from 10 exons. The record is from RefSeq and is a predicted model, not a curated record. NCBI's taxonomy places the organism in Eukaryota, Metazoa, Arthropoda, Insecta, Hymenoptera, Formicidae. Bases 1 to 1230 code for a protein of 409 amino acids.